Molecule: messenger RNA, 2266 nt
Organism: Leptidea sinapis
Lineage: Eukaryota; Metazoa; Arthropoda; Insecta; Lepidoptera; Pieridae
Product: zinc carboxypeptidase-like
Exons: 6
Coding region: 54-1592 (512 amino acids)
Biological process (GO): proteolysis
Molecular function (GO): metallocarboxypeptidase activity; zinc ion binding
Source: RefSeq, a predicted model, not a curated record
CUACGUGCGUAUUGAUCUAUAUCCUCCUUAGAAAUUACCCCUUAUCAUAUUUUAUGCCUUUAUUGGGUUAUUUUAAUAGUAAUCGCUUUUUAUUACAAGCGCUAUUAAAUCAAUUAUUGAUUAUCCUACAAGUUGUAUGUUCAUACAUUAUACAGUACUCUACAGUUCGUCUUUUUACCAACAUAAAAAUGACAUAUGAUUUACUAAACAAUUAUAAAUUUCUUAAAAUAUCAUUUACCAUUUUGUGUUUAACUCACAUUUGUAUUGCCGUAAAAACUUACGAGAGUUAUAAAGUGUACAGUGUUAUACCAGUCAAUGAAGUACAUUUGCAAAUUUUGACUGAUUUACGUAAAGAAGGUUUUGAGUUCUGGACUGACAUAGUCACAAAGGAAAAAGAUGUGAGGAUCAUGGUAUCACCGGCUCAAGAUUAUGAAUUUUUGGAUUACAUGAAAAAUGUCGGCUUAAAUCCAGUUUUAUCCAUACCAAACGUACAAAGUUUAAUUAAUGAUCAACUUAAUCCAGCAACUAACAUAGAUCGAAGCAGUAGUCUUGGUUCAUUCAGUUGGGAUAAAUACCAAAACUUAGAUCAAAUUCAUUCGUGGCUUGAUGAACUAGAAACCUCAUAUCCAGGAAUUGUAUCAACGGUAACUAUUGGCAAUUCUAAUGAAAACAGACCAAUAAAAGGAGUUAUUAUAGAUUUUAAGAGUGGAGAAAGAGGAGAAAGUCCUGUGAUUGGGAUGAUCGAGGGUGGAAUUCACGCUAGAGAAUGGAUCUCUCCUGCAACUGUGACUUGGAUUAUAAAAGAAUUUAUAACAAGUGACAAUCCGGACGUAAGGUUUAUGGCUGAAGCCUUUGUUUGGCAUAUAUUUCCUGUUGUAAAUCCAGAUGGCUAUGUGUAUACUUUUACUGAUGAUCGAAUGUGGAGGAAAAAUCGUAACUAUCUCUAUACCACUAAUUGCAGUUCUGAUAAUGAUUUGAGUAAUGGUAUAGACCUCAACAGAAACUUUGAUUACCAAUGGAUGACUGUCGGUGCAUCUUCAAAUCCCUGUGAUCAGACAUUUGCUGGACCUUCUCCUGCAUCAGAACCAGAAACGCAAGCCAUAUCCGCUCACGUAGAACGACUUAAGCAAGCUGGCGACCUUAUCUAUUACAUCGCAUUCCAUUCCUACUCCCAGAUGAUUCUCAUUCCAUAUAGUCACUUAGGAGGCGUUGAUGUAUUACAGGUCGAAAAUUAUGGAGAUUUGUUUGAGAUAGCAACUCGAGGCCUGGAUAAGCUCACAGAGAAGCAUAAUACUGCAUAUACAACUGGGACAUCACUAGAUAUUCUUUAUGCAGUUACUGGAUCAAGCUUUGAUUGGGUCAAAGGACUAGCUAACGUUCCUAUAGUAUACCUCUUCGAGCUCCGUGAUGUUGGACAAUAUGGCUUUCUCUUACCAACCGAUCAAAUUAUACCGAACAAUGAAGAGAUUAUGGCUUGCUUGCUGGAAAUGGAUAAGACUACUCGUGUUUUAGGAUAUUAUUCAAGUGGCAGUGGUCUUUCCAUUGCUUUUGGACUCAUUUUCAGCAUUGUUUUGUUAGUCGUAGUCCUGUGAAACUUUGAUAAAUAUUUGGUGCAUAAAUAACAUUUUAGAUACUUAUUAUUUUUUUUUAAGAAUAUUUAUCUUUUAUACAAAACAAGACAAGUUUUAUAACUAUAAUUACCAUAUUAUUAUUACAUUAAGUUACAGUAUUUCCGCGUUGAAUAGCUAGGCUGAUCCGAAAUAUCUGCCAGCGAUAGUAUUUUGAAUAUUCUCCCCGCCAAUUAUCUCGACACCAAACGGCACAAAGAUGUAAGACUCACUGAGACUUCGGCAGUCGAAGCAGCAGCCCCAACACCAACUGACGUAUUUUGGACAUGAGAAGGAGCCAGAGUAUCGACGUAAGUUCCGUCCCACACCCAUGUCCUUCCUCGUGUCCAAGCCACCAGGGUUGUUCCAUACGAUUGCCAUAGCGGCUUGAAAUAUGAAAAAUCAAGUCCUCGUAUUGCGAAUGUUCAUGCAAACUAAUUCCAAGCCUUUAUAACAAGAAACUUUACAUAAAAUUAAUACUGUAAAGUGAUUUAAAAAAGAAUAUUUACGACAUUUUGAAAUAAUUUCUGAUUUUUACUUGUUUUUAUGUGAUACAAAAUUAAACAACGUUUGAAUACAGAUUCUUAGCACCUAUGAUUAUAAUGUAACACUAAUAUACCUUCUCAAUCUAUGCAAAUAAAUGACUUGGUUUGAUUUGA